AUGUCCAGUGGCUCCCUGUUGGGGUCCCCAGCCCCGGGACACAGAGGGUUGGAGAAGCCACCGCGAACACCUGGGUGAAGACAGAGUGCUAUGAAGGAUGGUUGGCCCUCAGUCUGAGACGCAGCACCUGAAGACUAUCAGGGAAGACAAACCCAGAUUUAGGAACCAAGGUUGCUAAGAGACCACCUGUACUGCAUGCACUUUGUUCUAGCAAGAGCAGCCAGAGAGAAAACCAAGGAGCAGCGUGAUUUACCACUGCCUGGGAUUAAGUCAGGGAGCAGGAGAAUUUUGGCUAUGACGUGUAAAAACUGGAUGCUCAUUUCUACUACUACCCCCACAAGUCUGGAAGAUGAAAUUGUGGGAAGACUUCUAAAAAUUUUGUUUGUAAUCUUUGUUGACUUUCUGUCUAUAAUGUAUGUUGUUAUAACAUCUUAGAAAACUGACUUCCCUUACUUUACAUGUGAAUUUCAUAUUGAACUCCUGUGAAUAAAUUUUUGUAAUUUAAUAUGUUUAGUGAUUUUUGAGGAUAUCUCCAAUUAUUCAAGAAGCAAACAGGACGCUACAAUAAAAAUCAAUAUUGUCUAUUAUUUAGUACCUUAUGGUUUCUAAAACAUUCGCAUAAGUUAAAGUGGAAAAUUUUUUUCCCCCAAAUCUACAUUACUGAGUCAUAAAUCUUCUUGAUUUUUUUUUGUGUAGGGGGGAGGAUGGGCACCUGCAGCAUGUGGAAGUUCCCAGAUUUAACCUGUACCAUAGUUGUGGCCUGGGCCACUGCUGAAGCAAUGCCAGAUCCUUAACCUGCUGCACCACAAGGCAACUUCCUAAAGCCACUCACUUUCUAACAGGAUUGUUGGUUGGUAGACUGACUAAAAUUUGCAGGUAUAAUUAUGAGUGAAGUUGCUUUUUUAAGGAUGUAUGCCUGUGUGAAAUUUUAUAUGGUCUAUUUUUAACACACUCAGCUUAACAUACAAUAAUCUUUCCAUAUGAUAUACUAAUAGUUUACACUCACUUGCUUAUAUAUACAUUUCAUCUGGGUGUAAGUAUAUAUAUAUAUAUAUUUUACUUUAGAAGAAAAAUGUAGAUUGUUUUCCUUAAUCCUCAACAAUUUUAUGCUUCUAUCCACAAAAAAAUAAAGUUAGGAAUGGAAAUACCUAAAAGAGAUUCUUUUAGGAAAAUAGAACUUAUAAGAGAGGAAAGAAAAUGGUACAACCUGUGUUGACUUUCUAGUUGGGACUUAACAGUCAUAGUAUGUCACUUGAUGUAAGACUCAUGGAAUCCUAGGAGACAGGUGUUAGCUGUCCCCAUUUCACAGAUGAAGACACUGAGUCCUAGGAGAAUUAUGCUAAGCUUGAGACCCUAACUAGGAAGUGGCAGAUCCAGGUCUUGGGCCUUCAGAAUCCCUUAUAUCAUGUUGCUUCCAAAGAAAAAUAAUUACAAUAAAACAAGGGUGAUUAAAAA
Messenger RNA from Sus scrofa (pig), 1455 nucleotides. It is a transcript of the gene MRLN, whose product is annotated as myoregulin. The record is from RefSeq and is a predicted model, not a curated record. Lineage: Eukaryota; Metazoa; Chordata; Mammalia; Artiodactyla; Suidae.